AUGCCGGCCCGAGAAUAUUACACCAAGAAUGCGUUGUUGGAGUUUUACACUCAGGACGAUGAUAAACGACUGCAGAUUCAGCGUUUAUCUGGGGAUAGACUCCCUGUGGAUCACUGCUACAUCAAUCUCAAUGUCGUGGACUCCGAUCAAGGCGAUGAGGUGCCGCUGGAAAGCCUGUUCGAUUCUCGGGAACAGGGUGGCAGGAAGAUCUGGCCGAAAAAGAUUUUCAUUGAAGGACAGGCAGGUGUUGGAAAAACAACGCUUUGCAAGAAAGUCGUUCACGAUUUCCUGUAUCGAAAUCUGUGGUCUGAUUGCUUCGACUGGAUUUUGUGGCUGCCACUGCGACAUCUCAAGGGUAAACAUGCCGAUUCUUAUUCCAUGAGAGACCUAUUCCACCACGAGUACUUCUCCCAGCACCAGGAUUCGGCGCUCUUGGCAGACACUUUGGAUUCAAUCGUAGCCUGGAAUAGCGCUCGGGUGCUCUGGCUGUUGGAUGGCCUAGAUGAAGUCUCCCAAGACUGGGAUGCCGAUUCACCUAUGGGCCGCUUUUUGCAAACUCUGCUCAAGCAGCCUCAAACUAUUAUCAGUUCACGUCCAUACUCAACUAAGCAGCUAAGCGUGGUAAAGCAGGACUUGAAGCUGCGAACGGUGGGCUUUCACGCUGAGCAAAUUGAGAACUACGUACGCGCCAAAGAAAUCCACCCAGACCCUGAAACAGCCGAUAAAAUCUGGGAAUUCAUCGACGAGCAUUCGCGAAUUAGAGAUAUUGCGCAGAUCCCGAUCCAACUCGAUGCCCUCUGCUAUACUUGGAAAGAACCUUUAGGUAAUAGCAAUACAGCCAGGACUAUGACUACCAUCUACCAGGCGAUCUGCGUGGAGCUACUACGGAAGGACCUGUGGCGCAGGGAGAAAACAAUCGACGGCAGAACCCUGACAGAACAACAGACGGAAGGGCUGUCGGAGUUUGAGGUGCAGCUACACAUGAAGGAGGAAAUCAAUCUCCUCGAGGCGCUGGCCUUCCAUGGCCUACUCGCCAGCAUCAUUGAUUUUGAUGCUCCAGUACGAAGUCAGAUCUAUCAACAUCUCCUGAAUGGCAAUGUUCUUGUCCCGAGGUUACACGAGAGCACAAUCAAAGAGAUAAGCUUUCUUCGUUCUUCAGAUGCCACCGACAAUGCCCAGCAAAGCUUUCACUUCUUACACUUGACAGUUCAAGAGUUCUUCGCUGCCCGAUUUUUCGCGAAACACUGGACCACCCAGGCCACGAUACACAGCUUGACACUGAAUGGCCGCACAGACACUGAUAUCCCACCCCAAGUCUUCAUGGCAAGAGAGAAAUACAACGUUCGCUAUGAGGUGUUCUGGAGAUUUGUGGCCGGAUUUCUGUAUGUCGGAUACAACCACCAAAAGCCAAGCGAGGAGCACACGGCAGCAUUCCUCGAGGCCAUGAAAAACAAACCCCGAGAUAUGUUGGGCCCCAUGCAUAGCAAGCUCAUGAUGCGCUUGUGGAGUGAAGUACCCGCAUCGAACAAUAUUGCUAGGCUGAGAUCUCUGCGUCAGAGUCACUACCAACAGCUCGCCCGGUGGAGCUCUUUCGAGGCCACAGCCUAUGAUAAAGGGGAGCUUGCAGAGGAGGCAGAAUAUCCGGAUGCAGUUCUAUAUUCUCUCUUGAAACACCGAAGUUCUGACGUCAGACUACAUGUUCUGAAUGUCAUUGCUCAGCGCAGAGUCUCGACAAGACUCACAGACUUGAUAGCCUCCUGGGUAGACCAAUCAGACGGCGUGACAUCUAAAUCUCUCAAGAUACUGGAACGUUUGGAUCUGUCGCUUGAGAUCUUACAGUCUAUGACCUAUCUUGUUUACAAACAAAUCAGUUCUUACGACUCGCCAUUCGACAUUGUAAAGAAAUCAUUAUGCCGCCAUUCGCUAACGUCUCCAAGUAUUCUAGGCUAUGUCUGCUCUUUACUGGACCACAAAUCCUUCAUCGUGCGAAAAUUGGCUGUGGGGGUUCUGGCCCAGCAUCCUCUCUUGCCACGCAGUAUGGCGGACUGGCUUGACCAAGAGGGGCACUUCGGUGAUUGUCUGGUAAAGGAUUUACGAACUACGGUCUGGCAGCAGCUCUUGCCAUCUCAAAACAUUCGGGAGGACAUUGUACGAAGGUUGAAGCAUAUCGAUCCCGCAGUGCGAGGAGUAGCUGCCUUGAUCCUCGGCGGUCGAUCAGAUUUAUCGAAGCCAACAUUUGAAGCGGUGGCAGAGUUGUUGAGCGACACAAAGUGGUCUGUUCGAGAAGCAGCCGCCAAAGCUCUACGUGGUCAAUCGGAACUUCCACACCAUGUGCUAGAUCGGGUGGCGGGCUUGCUAGGGGAUCAUCAUCCACUCGUUAGAUAUCAGGCAGUCAAAACCUUGACAAAGUACCCCGAUGAUGAGCUAAAGUAUCUCGAUGAUCUGGUACUCAGGCUGGAAGACCCAGAUUUCUCUGUGGCGUACAAAGCAUCCGAGGCCAUCAGGAAGCACCCAAAAGUCCCGCGCGAGUUGCUUUAUCAUCUGUUUGCUCAGAUGAUCGAUCCGCAAGAUCACCAUACGUCAAGGUUCGAUCCAAUAUUCCGGAGCGCUCUCAGGCGAGGUCUGCCUCCAGAUUUGGGCAAUAGACUCCUAGAUCUGGCGGAAUUGGCGGAUAUAGAAGGAGAAGGAGGAGAAGGAGAAGAAGAGGAAGGAGACGUUGAGCACAUCUUGGAUCUUCUCGGAGAACAACCAUUCCUGCCUCCCGGAAAGCUCCUCCAACUCAGUGAAAGAUUUGUGACGAGUGAUGACCGGAUCGCUAGGGCGGUGGUCAAGACUCUCGUGGCGCAAGCCCACUUGCCGCCGCCUCUGAUCCUUGCGCUCACGCGAUUCCUCGAUCGUGCCGACAAAGCGCUGGUCCUCGAUGCCACACUCUGGCUGCUGGAACAGUCCGAGCUGCCCCACGAGGCUCUCGCCCUCAUGGCAGGAAUGCUCCCCACCGUCCCAAUCCCGGAGUUCCCGGCGAUCAUCCUGUCAAGACAGCCUCCCCUGCCGCGCGAGAUCCUGAACCUCGCCCUCUCCGCGUUUCGCCUGGCCACAGACGAACGCUACGCGGAGAUCCACGAGGCGCUCGAGCGGCAUGACGCAUUCUACCGCAUGCUGCCCCAGCUACCCGUGCACGACCUCCAGCGGCUGUGCCGGAUCUGGCUGCGGCGGAGCUUCGGCGAACGCGUGCAUUUCUACUUCCGCGACGGAUCGCUCGUGGUGGACACCCCGGAUUUUCAGGGCGCGAUCCCGAUGCCGCGGUAUCAGCGGAUCAAGCUGCGGCUGAUCUUCCGGCUCACCGUGGUGGCAUGUACGCGGGCAUCGGAGAUCGAGCGGGCUCGAAGCUGGAUCCGCGGGUCAGUUGCGUGGACGAGCAGCCAUUCACCGUGGGCUUUGGCUCUGGUGGCAGCGCUCCUUGCCGUUAUUCUUAGGGGAGUAUUAUGCUCGACUUGAUAGGACAAUCUUCUUCCAGGUCCCUAGUUCGUUCUCGAGCGCCUGCCGCCGCCACAAGUCAUGGCAUGCACCUCGCUCUCCCAGCGCGCAUGAGGUAGCUUCAAUCUAGUACGCAUAAUGCUUCCGGUAGCUAGUGGUUCAGCAGCAUGGUCCGAUCCAUGAUUCUGGGUGCGAAAGGUCAAAGAAGACACCUUCUUCAUCUUGGUUAUGUCUGCAGAGCGUGAAGCCUUUUCAAAUCCCGCCUAGUAUUUUAAUUUUGGGUACAUUUCAACCUUACAUCCUCAUUAUCUCAUGAAUACUAUGUAAUGCUUACAAUGUUAUACACAGCCUGUUUACUUAACUGAAUCCCUCUACCAUCC
Molecule: messenger RNA, 3854 nt
Organism: Aspergillus japonicus CBS 114.51
Lineage: Eukaryota; Fungi; Ascomycota; Eurotiomycetes; Eurotiales; Aspergillaceae
Product: NACHT domain-containing protein
Exons: 2
Coding region: 1-3495 (1164 amino acids)
Source: RefSeq, a predicted model, not a curated record